Messenger RNA from Helianthus annuus (common sunflower), 3171 nucleotides. RefSeq lists its product as uncharacterized. Gene Ontology annotation, biological process: telomere maintenance; DNA repair. Bases 1 to 3171 code for a protein of 1056 amino acids. NCBI's taxonomy places the organism in Eukaryota, Viridiplantae, Streptophyta, Magnoliopsida, Asterales, Asteraceae. Gene Ontology annotation, molecular function: DNA helicase activity. The record is from RefSeq and is a predicted model, not a curated record. The transcript has 4 exons.
AUGAUUGAGAGUGAAAGGCUCAAUUUCAUACGUGGUAAGCAGAAGAAUCUACGUUCCGAGUCAUUUGAAAAUCUCCAAAAGUAUAAGGACAAUGGUAAACAAAAUUUAUCAAACACUGGUCAAAAGGUAAUUUUACCUUCAUCUUUUACUGGAGGUGCUCGGUUCAUGCAACAAAACUACCUGGAUGCUAUGGCGUUAUGUAAGUGGUUUGGAUACCCAGAUUUUUUCAUAACCAUUACUUGCAAUCCCAAAUGGCCUGAAGUUUCAAGAUUUCUUAAAGAUACUUCCAUUAAAGCAGAAGACAGGCCUGAUAUAUUAUGUCGAUUGUUCAAGAUGAAGCUGGAUUCAAUGAUUAAAGAUAUAAAGGAUAAUAAAUUUUUUGGUGAAAUCAAUGCCGUUGUUUAUACAGUUGAAUUUCAAAAACGUGGUCUACCGCAUGCACACAUUUGUUUAUUCAUGAAGGUGGAUCAUAAACUUCCGACUGUAGAUCAAAUAGAUCCUUUUAUUUCUGCUGAAAUUCCUGAUAAAUCAGAAGAUCCUCAAUUACAUUAUCUGGUGUCUGAGUAUAUGAUUCAUGGUCCUUGUUGGACUGCUAACCUGAGUUGUCCUUGCAUGGUUGACAACAAAUGUUCUAAACGAUUUCCGAAAAAAUUUUCUGAUCAUACAAUUAUUGACUCAAGCGGUUUUCCGGUAUAUCGAAGGCGAGAUCCUGGGCAUACUGUUAUGAAAAAAGGUGUUCAAUUAGACAACCGAAGUGUCGUACCUUACAACAAAGGUCUAUUAAAAAGAUACCAAGCACACAUUAAUGUUGAAUGGUGUAACCAAGCUGGUUCGAUAAAGUAUCUUUUCAAAUACAUAUCAGCCUGUGAAGCUUCUUGGAGAAUUUUCGCAAACGAAGUUCAUUAUAGAUUUCCUGCUGUAACGAGGCUACCUUUUCACUUACCUGGUCAACACAAUGUAGUAUACGGUGAAGAUGAUGAUAUUGAAGAUGUGUUGAACAAACCAUCUGUUGCUUCAUCUAUUUUUUUGCAAUGGAUGCGUUUAAAUGAACAUGAUGAAGAAGCACGUAAGCUGACUUAUGUGGAGUUCCCAUCAAAGUAUGUUUGGAACUUAAAAGAUAGAUGCUGGCAAGUACGAAAAAGGUAUAAAACUGUUGGUAGAGUUCAUUCUGUUUCGAUUGCUUCAGGAGAACCUUAUUACUUAAGGAUUCUUCUAAAUAAAGUUAGAGGUCCUAAAUCAUUUGAAGAGAUUCGAACAGUGAACGGACAAGUAUUUCCGACAUUUAAAGAGGCAUGUUAUGCGAUGGGUCUUUUAGAUGAUGACAACGAAUAUGUUGAAGCCAUUAAGGAAGCAAGUUUUGAAGCUCACUGUCGGUAUUUAAGAUCAUUAUUUGCGACAUUGCUUUUAACAAAUACGCUAUCACGACCUGAAUUUGUGUGGGAAAAAACUUGGCACUUACUAGGAGACGAUAUUCUAUACAAGCGUCGCAAAGAGACACAUAUCCCUGAUCUAAUGAUUCCUGAACAUCAUUUGAAGAAUCUUAUUUUGGUGGAAAUCGAGAAUUAUUUAAUUUCCAAUGGGUCAACCUUAAGUAGGUUUUCUAUGAUGCCCUUUCCAGACGAUGAUUCUUUACGUCAAGGAACUAAUCGUCUAAUCAAUGAGGAAUUAUCGCAUGACACACAUGAGUUGAAAAGUGAGUUUAGUCGAUUGAAAGAAUCUCUAACUGAAGAGCAGUUAAACGUUUUUAACGAAAUUGUCAAUGCAGUGGAAUGCCAAAGUGGAGGGUUGUUUUUCGUAUAUGGUUACGGUGGAACAGGGAAGACUUUUUUGUGGAAGACCUUGGCUUCUGCAAUCAGAUCUAAAGGUCAGAUAGUGUUGAACGUUGCUUCAAGUGGUAUUGCAUCAUUAUUAUUAUCUAGAGGAAGGACAGCACAUUCUAGAUUUAAAAUUCCCAUAAACUUGACUGAAGAUUCCAUGUGCUUCAUUAAGCCGAAUGAUGACGUUGCUAAUCUUUUAAAAGAGGCAAAGUUGAUUAUAUGGGAUGAAGCCCCUAUGGUACACAAGCAUGCGUUUGAGGCACUAGAUCGAACAAUGAAGGACAUUCUAUCGUCUUCUACGAAUAACCAUUCUGAGCUACCAUUUGGAGGUAAAGUUAUUGUGUUUGGUGGUGACUUUAGACAGAUACUUCCUGUUAUCCCAAACGGUACUAGACAGCAGAUUGUUAAUGCAUCUUUGAGUUCUUCAUAUCUAUGGUCAGAAUGCAAGGUUUUAAAGGUAACAAAAAACAUGAGGUUGAGAAUUGGAGCUGAAUCAUCUAACAGCGAUUCGAUUCAGAAGUUUGCAAAAUGGCUACUUGAUAUUGGUGAAGGAAACAUUGGUUCAGAAAAGGAUGGUGAAGCGUUUAUAGAGAUACCCGAUGAUUUAGUAAUUACCGACUCAGAUGAUCCAAUUCAAAGUUUAAUCGACUUUGUUUAUCCUUCUAUUUUACAUCAGUAUAAAAAUCCUGGAUUCUUUUCAGAGAGAGCAAUUUUAGCACCAAAGAAUGAAGUAGUUCAUGAGAUUAAUGACCGAUUACUUUCAUUAUUUCCAGGUGAAGAAAAAGAGUAUUUGAGCUCUGACAGUAUAUGUCAAACUAAGCAACUUCUUGAUUCUUUUCAACAAGGUCUAUACUCUCCUGACAAUUUGAAUGCUCUGAAAAUAUCUGGUUUACCUAACCAUAGGUUGGUUCUUAAAGUUGGUGUUCCUGUGAUGCUUCUUCGAAACAUUGAUCAACAGAACGGAUUAUGUAAUGGUACUAGACUUCAAGUAACCUUUCUUGGUAAAAGAGUAAUUGAAGCGGAAGUAAUAUCCGGCGGAAAUAUCGGCACAAGAGUUUUUAUUCCAAGGAUUAGUAUGGUUCCUUCAGACAAGAAGAUACCUUUUCAAUUUCAAAGAAGGCAAUUUCCUUUAACAGUUUGUUUUGCUAUUGCAAUUAACAAGAAUCAAGGGCAGUCGCUAUCUAGAGUUGGUUUAUAUUUAAAAGAUCCUGUUUUUACUCACGGUCAAUUGUACGUCGCGUUAUCAAGAGUCAAGAGCAGGGAAGGUGUUAAAAUUUUAUCAUUUGAUUGCGAUGGUAAACCUACAGCGAAGACAUCUAAGGUAGUGUACAAGGAGAUUUUUCAUAACUUAUAA